Messenger RNA from Schizosaccharomyces osmophilus, 273 nucleotides. RefSeq lists its product as uncharacterized. Lineage: Eukaryota; Fungi; Ascomycota; Schizosaccharomycetes; Schizosaccharomycetales; Schizosaccharomycetaceae. The transcript has 3 exons. The coding region runs from base 1 to 273 and encodes 90 amino acids. The record is from RefSeq and is a predicted model, not a curated record.
AUGAAUGGCCUUCAUUCAAUUAUUCUUGGAACUGUUAGAGGAUUGCUUUAUGUGGUCAUCUUGAUGGGUUGUGUCCUUCCAUUCCUUUUCAGUGCUAUUGGAAAAAUCAUUGGUAUGGUCCCUGUCUUGGUUUUGAAUUUUGUUAGCUCAACGGAGCACACGAGUUCGCCUACGCUUCCCAGCUAUCAGCAAAGAGACAAUACACUUGCUCCUCCACCGACGGAUACGAAUGAAGAAAUAGAGUUGCAGAGUAAUCCUGGUACUCAAAUUUAG